ACUUUCCAUUAUCUCACUGCCUAUAUCUCUCUCUCCUAUUUAUUCCUAGUAGCUGACUAUUAACACACAACUAGGAACACCAGCCAUUUUAAUUUCACCUACAGCUGUUGCUUCUUCUUCUUCUUUUCUUCUUCUUUCUUUGUGUAUCCUUAAGGGCCAAGCACUACAAUAUGGCCAAAGGAAAAUUGGCAGUGGUCCUUUUGAUUUUGGUAGUAGCAGUAUGUACUGUGAACGCUACCAAUUAUAAGGAAGAAGAAGAAGCUGACAGAAUAAUAUCUUUGCCAGGUCAACCUAAGGUGUCGUUUCAGCAGUAUUCAGGCUAUGUCACUGUCAAUCAAAUUGUUGGUAGAGCUCUCUUUUACUGGCUUACUGAAGCUGAUAAUGAACCUUUGUCUAAGCCUUUGGUUGUUUGGCUUAAUGGAGGUCCAGGAUGUUCGUCAGUGGCUUAUGGUGCAUCGGAAGAAAUAGGGCCAUUUAGGAUAAACAAGACAUCUUCAGGGCUGUAUCUGAACAAAUUUUCAUGGAACAAAUUGGCCAAUUUACUAUUCCUGGAAACUCCAGCAGGAGUUGGCUUUUCCUACAGCAACAGGUCGUCUGAUCUCCUUGACACCGGGGAUUAUCGCACUGCUAAGGACUCUCUGCAAUUCCUUAUCCACUGGAUGAAUCGCUUCCCACGCUACAGACAUCGCGAAGUCUACAUCACCGGAGAGAGCUACGCUGGUCAUUACGUCCCUCAGCUAGCCAGAGAAAUAGUCCAUUACAAUGCCAAUUCUAAGAACCCAAUCAACCUUAAAGGAUUCAUGGUGGGUAAUGCUGUGACAGAUAAUUACUAUGACAACCUGGGAACAGUGACAUAUUGGUGGAGCCAUGCUAUGAUCUCUGAUAAGACAUACAAGCAACUGGUAAACACUUGUGAUUUUCGACGCCAUAAAGAAUCAAACGAGUGUGAAUCUUUGUACUAUUAUGCUAUGGAUCAAGAAUUUGGUAACAUUGACCAAUACAACAUUUAUGCUCCUCCUUGUAACAAUUCUGAUGGUAGCACCUCAACUAGACAGACCAUGAAUUUACCCCACCAACCUUACAAGAUGUUCAAGCAGCUAUCAGGUUAUGAUCCUUGCACGGAGAAGUACGCAGAAAUUUACUAUAACAGGCCUGAUGUGCAGAAGGCUAUGCACGCGAACACAACUGGAAUUCCUUAUAAAUGGACAGCCUGCAGUGAGACUUUGAAUCGAAACUGGAACGAUACAGAUGACUCAAUUCUUCCAAUAUACAGGGAACUAAUUGCUGCUGGUUUGAGAAUUUGGGUUUUCAGUGGUGAUGUUGACUCAGUGGUGCCUGUCACGGCUACAAGGUAUUCUCUAGCACAGCUCAAGUUAUCCACCACAAUUCCAUGGUACCCUUGGUAUGUCAAGAAACAGGUGGGAGGCUGGACGGAGGUAUACAAAGGGCUAACAUUUGCAACAGUGAGAGGGGCAGGACAUGAAGUGCCAUUAUUCAAACCUAGAGCUGCCUAUCAACUCUUCAGAUCAUUUUUAAGAGGAGAACCACUUCCCAAGUCAUGAUAGUGGCGAGACUAAAUUAUUGUCUAUUUGUCAACAAUUUCAUUUGCAAAUCUUGGUUAAGAAAGAAAAAGAAUUGUCAAGUUGAACAAGAAUUGUUUCAACUUUAAAAAGAAAGUUGAUGUGAAAGAGAGAGGGGGUGUAACAAUUAGGACUUUGGGAUAUGAAAAAAAAAAAAGGGUAUCAAUUUGUUGUACGUUUGUAACAAUAUUAUUAGGUAGAUGGGGUUUGAAUUCUACUCCACGUGUUUUAGGAAAAAAUGAAUUUUCUUAAUUUUCAGAUUUCAAGUAUUCCAAUAAAGAAGGGUUGAAUUGUUAGCAAUA
Messenger RNA from Nicotiana attenuata, 1882 nucleotides. Its product is annotated as serine carboxypeptidase-like 25. Gene Ontology annotation, biological process: proteolysis. Gene Ontology annotation, molecular function: serine-type carboxypeptidase activity. The coding region runs from base 171 to 1562 and encodes 463 amino acids. NCBI's taxonomy places the organism in Eukaryota, Viridiplantae, Streptophyta, Magnoliopsida, Solanales, Solanaceae. The transcript is spliced from 8 exons. Gene Ontology annotation, cellular component: vacuole. The record is from RefSeq and is a predicted model, not a curated record.